AUGGAUGUAUUGUACACAUAUGGCCAGACAGGUCCACUUUGCGAAGGUAUCACACAACGCAUAUUAGAAGCGGCGCCCACUAAAAUUGAACCGAGUGCAUCUACCAUAUCUACUCUACGUGGUCGCCUGGAAAAUGCUACCGAUGAAUGUAUUAAGUAUCAAACGUUGGGUGCAAGAAUGCCUUGCCUGUACUGA
This is a messenger RNA of Opisthorchis viverrini, 195 nucleotides long. RefSeq lists its product as hypothetical. The transcript has 3 exons. NCBI's taxonomy places the organism in Eukaryota, Metazoa, Platyhelminthes, Trematoda, Opisthorchiida, Opisthorchiidae. The record is from RefSeq and is a predicted model, not a curated record. The coding region runs from base 1 to 195 and encodes 64 amino acids.